Messenger RNA from Opisthorchis viverrini, 5233 nucleotides. RefSeq lists its product as hypothetical. The record is from RefSeq and is a predicted model, not a curated record. Lineage: Eukaryota; Metazoa; Platyhelminthes; Trematoda; Opisthorchiida; Opisthorchiidae. Gene Ontology annotation, biological process: regulation of transcription by RNA polymerase II. Gene Ontology annotation, molecular function: RNA polymerase II cis-regulatory region sequence-specific DNA binding; DNA-binding transcription factor activity. Bases 1 to 4308 code for a protein of 1435 amino acids. The transcript has 13 exons.
AUGGUAGGUAUCCUCAUUCGAAGUGCCCCACUCAAGAAGCCGUGUGUGUGUGUGGUAAACGCGGUCACUUCUGCUGCGUGUGUCAUUGAGAAGGAGGCCUGCGCUAUCGUUGAAUCUAUCAGGAAAUGGCGGCAAUCUCUACUCGGAAGACCCUUAAAACUAAUCACCGAUCAGCGUUCAGUCACAUUCAUAUACGGCGGUGGACAGAAGGCAUACGCCCCAACAGACUGCAGUUCAGAAACUGAGAAGGACGAGUGUUAUCAAGACCUGCCACGAUUUUCCCAGUUGGCAAGAAGAACAGAUACAGUAAUCCUGGCGGGUUCUAUGAAUGCCCGACUAAGUUCGGAAGAAGCACAAUUAGGUCGUAGAACUGGAGUCGAUGCUGAACGUACGGAUAAUGGGGAGCGGCUUCUUCAGUUGUGUGCAGAUCAUCACUAUUUGCUGUUGCAAUACGCCAAUGAUUCGUAUCGAUGCUCGCCGCGUACUAACACAGCUACCACUGUCAUGCUCCAGUCAGUCUUGCUGACAAACGUUUUCGGCGGAGACCAACAUAGUCCUGGCAGCUUUUGCCCUACGAACAGAUACUACUCUUUUCCGGUUAACAAAGACUGCCCAAUGGAUCCAUUCAUACCGGUCACUUCCUCCUGUGCCCAUCCAUUUCCUCGUAAUGAUGCAACCGAUUCGGAGCCGUCAUCUUCUGAUUCUCGGUAUUCGCACUUAUCGCCGCUCAUUUCUACGAUUCCACAGGAUUUCCCCAUGGGGUGUCGGAACAUGCUAGAUACUUUCGACUCCUAUUCACAUCACUUACCCCGCAACGAGCAGAUGCAAACCAAUAUGGAAGGAGGGGAAACAGGUCAUUUUGUCACCACUCCAGAAUCAUCGGAAGGUAUGAAAACUUCGUGGAUUAGUCCAUCGCAGAGGCCCUGGAAUACUCUCCACUACUCCACUGAUUUGAUGCGAUCUUCAGCGUGUACUGUGAACUGCCCCACUCGCACAUCUUCGCUACCCUCUUUUGAGCCCUCACCGAACCCGGCAAGUUCGUGUGCUGAAUCGGAAAGCGUAACCGAUCGCAUGAGCCCAGUGUUACGCACGCUGGAUGGGAUUGGACCCGCACUCUAUUGUCGAACAAACACGGAGCUUCCAGCCUCAGCUUUGCUGGUUCGACGUUUGAGCAGACUGCGUAAUCGAGGGGCCAAGUCCAAUAUGCCCUGCUGCCGAACUGCAAUGGGAAGUCCGCAGUCUCAACUGAGUAGGUUGACGACAUCACCACCGUCGGCGUCCGUGCCUAGCAAUGCAUCGGAACAGCAGCAACAGCUCAAAGAAACGGAGCCACGAGGCAAAUAUUUCACUGGAUGCUGUGACGAUAAACAUUCCGCUUGUUCACCGUCCGAUCUGGCCAGCUGUGAAAUCGCCUUCACUAUCCGCAUGCAUCCAGACGACCCGAGUGCGAAAUUCCUGCGUGAUUUGGCACUUGAUGGUUUGGCGCGAUGCUGCGAUCACCAUCAUUCCGUAGCCACUCGUUCGGACAUUUCUCAUCCCAUUUCCGUCGAUGUCCGGCUCAGAAGACCCAUGCACUUACAUCGAGACCACAGUAAAUGCUCCGAGAAACCCAGCAAAGAACAUGAUUCAAAAGCGUCCUCGGUCUCUGAUAUCUACAGUCCUAAGCAAACGGCCGAUUGUGAACACUGCUCGCAGCGCGACUCGGAAUCCUAUAGCAGCGUCAGCCUUUGUGCCCCGGCCACAGAAGAAUCGAUGGAUUUGUCGGAUUCAAGCUUACCGGAUUUCCCUCAUCCUCCCUAUCCAAUGGCACUGGCCUCUCCGGGAAAUUUCAAAAAGUUGCUCCGUGAUCGAUAUCUGUCCAGUCAGCAUGAAUUUGACCGUGUAUUCUCCGCCCCAAUCACACCCAAUCAUGAGCCGCGGCUGAUCAACACAGUCAGACACGGAUUUGAGAAAACGAAUGACGACCAUCGCCGAAAGGAUCAGUGUGUAUCAAACGGCGGAGGAGGGGAUGACGCGAGCUGUCAGGAUACCACCACGGAAUUCAACACUUCAUCAAAACUGCUUCGAACUCAGUCCGAGUGUAAGCUGGACAGCAGUAGGAUCAAAUUGACACCACUGGAUAGCAACUUGAUAUUCGAUUCCAUCGAUGGAGCCAUAUCCAGCCGCCGUACAAGCGCUGACCUAGUCACCAACCCAAGCUCCAUCGCCUCUCCUGGUGUAUUGCUCAGUGGCUCGUGGGACAUUUCGAGCUCGAAAUCCAAGCGUGUGAUGAGCAGUGUAAAGUUAGCUAGCCCUUCGUCUCACGUGUUGUCCCGAGAAUCUGUGGAAACCGGCCUCUACUUACCGGAUGGCAACAAGACUGUCGAAGCCGGUAAACGUCUCGAACCCACUAACGAGACGUGCAUUCGUUACCAUUCUGGUCUAGGCUCUAACAUGUUUGUGGACCAUUCGAAAUCUGGUAUGGAUCGGACUACAACCGAAGAGGUGAUACGAUUGGAUCCGAAGCACACCACGGUUCCUAGUUUACUUACAACUCCGCCGAACACGAAUGUGAACGAUUCUCUAACUGCUGGGUCUACCACCUCCAAGAACUCGCGUCCUGAAGAGCGAUCCAUAUUCAGCUUCAAUUCUCCUUCUUGGACCAACAUCACAGCUGGUCCAUUCACAACGGACUCGGCGGACAAAGAAACGACCACGAAGUCACUGUCUGCACCUAUUAGUCCGGAACGAGUGACGCCACUGCCGCGCGGAUUCAAAGGCACUGCCACUUCACUGCAAUCGCCCAACAGACCCAAAGUAGGUUAUGUGACUUCAUCUUCGAGUCGAGCUUACUGCACUGCCACCACCAUGCCACAGCAAAAUAGAGAAUUAUUCGUACCCGGUCUGAAGCACCUAUCGACUCCACAGAACAGUCCGCUGGUCGCAUCCAUGCCCACCUUCCACCGACCAUCCAGCAGCUCAGACCCAGGGCCCGACUUUACCGGUGCUGUAGCUUCCGGUGGUACCGUUUUCUCGCCGCGACAUGCUUCUGCGCCGUCCAUUCAAACCGCAGUUUCCGCCACAGCUUGUCCGAGCCCGAUAGUUGCCACUCCAAACUUCGGACAUCUCUCCGAGGCGUUUCGAAAUUCGUUGCUUGCCGGGGCGCAGUUCCAGGCUGGAAACAUUCCUUCCUCACAGGCGUUUGUCUUUCCACCUCCGUCGCCACUUCAUCUGUCCACGAGCACCUCUAAGGACAGUCAAGUCGGCGUCACCGCAACGUUGUCUUCACGAGGUUGGGUCGAACGACCUUCAAGUGAUACAGAUAUGCAUGUCACAAAAUCCAACGCCGGAUCUAGGGAAACAGAUGAAUACUUUUCUCGCCUAGUUGAAAAUUUUGCCCACUGGGCUUCAGGAACUCCUGGAGAUGGGCCCUUAUCGUUUCUGAAACCUCUUUCAACCAUUCAGAAUCCUACAGCGCCGAGGGACGGUGAAUCGGACAGAGCGACGGUUGACCAGAAUGUUCCGGGAACCAAGAAUGUCAACCCAGUCGGUUGUGAUUUCUUGCCUGUCAAUAACAGAAGUGCGAAUUCUCAUCUGUUGUUCAAACGCGGUCGCCUUCAGCGAAUUCCCAGACCUAGUCGUCCAAACAGUCACGGAUACUCCAGCCCUGUCAGCACGAACAACAGCAAUACAGCAACAGGUGCUAAGGACGAUCCUAAUGUGCUGACUGUUCGAACACUCACCGCCCCCCAUCGGUCUACAGCAGCUCGUGGACGCGGUUCCAGCAGUGGUGGGCUUCACAUUUGCCCAAUAUGUUCCCGACAGUUCAACCGUUCUGAUAUGCUAGUCCGACACGCUCACGUCCACACAGGUCACCGGCCGUUUGAGUGCACGGCCUGUGGACAGGCUUUCAGUCGAUCGGAUCAUUUGUCCACACAUCAACGCACGCAUACUGGACACAGACCAUAUCGGUGUCCGUUAUGCUCCUACUCAGCAUGCCGACGGGAUAUGAUCACACGGCAUUUACGUGUGCAUCAGCGACGGGGUCAGCUUGGGAAUCUGGAUCAAUUGAAACACUUCAAAGCUGGCUUUAGCCAGCAACUCAACUCACCGGUUGCCCCAAGUGACCGUGGGACUCACGAUUCCACGUCAUACCCGCGUUUGACUCGCGGUGCUCGGAAACCCCGACGAAACGCAAUGAUCCGAUCAGCACCCGUCAAUAUCUCCAACACUGUUACUACGGACGCCGCAUCUUUACCAUCUCCGCCUCCGCUCACAUUCCACACUGCUCCCCUUACGUCCUCAUCCAGCCCCGCGUUUACUUCCUGACGUCCUGCAACACGCGGUUGCAUGCGCUUGCUAGGACUUGAUCUCAUCGUCAUGAUCGUCACAUGGAAGGAAGUCGACCAGGACGCUUUCGCCCAAUCCCCGAGUUUUCCGUACUUGCCUGUUGUGCGGUCUUGCAAAUGGAGACCAAAAGCGUACGAAGAUCCUUCAUUGUUGAAUUUUCACUAUUUUCUCUUGUGUUUAUUUUGUUGCGGUGACAACGAUUUCGCAUUUGCCGUUUUUCACACAUCCACCCACAUACACAUGCAUACAAAACCAAUUCGAUCCACAGUUCCGGUUCUACCUGUUUUAUUUUUUAAUUUGCGCCAUUCUGUGAUCCACCACCACCACACCUUUGUUCCUCGUGAUUCGUCUGAUUUUGUCACAUUAAAGAUUACGCUUUUUCUUUCCUUUGUGGUCUGUUCUCUGAAUCAACGGCUUCGACGUGUUUCACCCCUCCACUUCGAAUUCCCCUGCCGUCCGUCGCCCUGCCCCCUGCCUUAGAAUUCUAACCGAUCAUUUUGCACAGUGCUGUUAUUUUUAUACGUAGCGCCUUCUUUCCAACUCUUUUCCUUCUCACUUUGUGAGGGGACAGCACACACCUGUUCUAUUUUGAUGUAUUUUUCUACCAUCUGGCCGUUCAACUUCCCCCCAUCCCGCAGCCCUCCACACGCUACUUUCAUCCCCAAGCCUAGAUCUUUCCAAGAAUCACUGACGCAUUCAUUCUGUCUCUAUCAUAUUAUUGAUAUUUUUAUUUCGAUAGCUGUGCGCACCUCAUUUCUCGCCGCCGUCAUUUAUGUCGUCGCAUUCAUCAACUGUGAUUUCCAUUCCCCGCUCACCCUCGGGAACUUCUGUACUUCUCACUGUGUGUCUUUUUAGGUGUGUCAGAGCAUACUUUGUGCUAGUUUCUUGAAUGUGAUCAAUUGUG